AUGGCAGAAUUAGUCGCAUUAGAAAGAAAGCGAGCUCUGAUUGACGGUACGUUAACUUCAUUUCAGAAGCACCUUGAUCAAGCAAUAAGCAAACAAAAUUUAACAGAUCUUGAAAUCGCUAUAUUUGAGGAUAGGUUGAAAAAUACUUUGUACAUCCAUAACAAUUUCAAUAAUGUCCAAAACGAGAUUGAAAUGACAUGUGCGUUAACUGCCUUACCUGAGCAAUCAGAGAAGAGAGAGGCUUUCGAAGAAAAAUUCUACGACUUAACUAAUAAAGCCAAGCUAUUUUUGAAACGAUAUGAGUUUCCCAGUCCUCAAUUAAAUGUUCAGUCUUCCUAUAAAUCCGAAUCAGUAGGAAUAAAGUUGCCAGAUAUUCUAUUACCUAAAUUUAACGGCAACUUUGAAGAUUGGUUAGAGUUCAGAGAUACUUUCAAAAGUUUGAUACAUGAAAACGAAUCUCUCACAUCAGUACAGAAGUUUUUCUACCUACGGGGUGCGCUAGAAGGCACUGCUGCGGCAUCAAUAAAGAAAAUUCAACAUACUGCAGAUAACUAUACAGUAGCGUGGAGUACUUUAUGCGAAAGAUUCAAUAAUACAAAAAAGUUAUUGCACGACCAUUUAGGUGCAUUGCUAUUUUUUGAACCUAUUCACAAGGGUUCCUGCGAUAAGCUACAGCAAUUAGCUGACAAUAUUUCUCGACAUUUAGGCGCUAUUGAGCAGUUAGGACAAUCAGUCGAAAAUUGGGAUUGCUUAUUAAUUUUCUGGAUAUCACAGAAAGUCGAUAACGCUUCACUAUGUGAUUGGGAGCGGCACCAGCGAAACAAAACGGAAUCGCCAGAUAUUGACGAGUUUUUAAGUUUUUUACGCGAGCGUGCGAAUUUUGUGGAUUCAUUAGAUUAUAAGAGCAAUCAAUCCCGCGAUAGAAACUCCAAUAGACCAGGUAAAGAUUUUAUGCGUAGUGCUAGAAAGGAAACAUCUAGAGUUUUAGUUUCCAACCACUAUACGUGUACCUUUUGUCAGGGAAAUCACUCAAUAUAUACAUGCAAUAAAUUUUUAAAUUUGUCAAUAAUAGAAAGGAACCAAUACGUCAGAAAUAAUCCUUCUAUAUGCGCUAACUGUCUGCGAGAAGGGCAUCCUAUAAGCAAGUGUAAAAUAGGGCCAUGUAAAAAAUGCAGGUCUCGCCAUAACUCUCUUUUACAUGACGAUAGUAUUAGAAGAGUGCAAUCGAACGAGAACGAUAACGAGCCGUCCAGCGCGAAUGUUCUGAGCAGUGGCGUGCUCCAAUGUUCAACAGGGCAAACAAUACUGUCAACUGCUCGAGUAUCAAUAUCGGACAAUUUUGGUAAAUGGCAUUCGGUAAGAGCCCUUCUGGAUUGCGGUUCUCAAACAUCAUUCAUUACGGAACGCCUGCAAAGAAAGUUGAACGUUAUUGGCCAAUCCAGCAAUCUUGAGAUAUACGGCAUAGCAAACAACAUUUCAUCUGUAAAAACUAAAUGCAAUAUCGAACUCAAGUCCCAAGUCAAUAGAUUUUCCACAAAUUUAAUUUGCUAUAUCCUACCAGAGAUAACUAGUCAAAUGCCUAGUAUUGCAAUAAUAUCUCAUAUACUGUUAGCGGAUCCAGAAUUCCAUAAGCCCGGUCCUGUCGAUAUGUUGAUCGGUGCCGAUCUGUUUUGGCAGCUCCUAGAUAACAAUAAAUUGGUCUUAGGCAAACGCGGUCCCUACUUACAAAAAACUAAGCUAGGAUGGAUCGUAUCCGGACCACUCGGUAUAGUUAACCCAAAAACUGUUUCGUGUAAUCUAAGCUUAAAUCGAGAACUACUUCAAGCGCUCACAAAAUUUUGGGAAAUUGAAGAAUUGUCCAAUGAGAAGAUUCUUUCCCCAGAUGAACUUUUAUGUGAAAGGUUAUUCGCGGAAACUACGACAAGAAAUCCCGAUGGACGGUUUGUAGUCAAUUUGCCGCUCAAGCAAGAACCUUCAGUUCUGGGAGAAUCAAGGUCUCAGGCAAAGCUUCGCUUUCUAGCCUUAGAAAAGCGUUUACUAAGAAACGAAAGGCUAGGAACUAUGUAUAGAAAGUUUAUGCACGAAUACAUCAAUUUAAACCAUAUGACAAUAGUAGACAGCCCAACCAUUGAUCAAGAAUACUAUAUGCCUCAUCACGGCGUGCUAAAAGAGUCAAGUCUAACCACAAAGCUGCGAGUAGUAUUUGAUGCUUCGGCUCCGACUAGUAACAGUAUAUCUCUAAACAAUAUUCAAGCUAUAGGGCCGGUUCUACAAAAUGAAUUAUUCUCCAUAAUAUUGAGAUUUCGUAAAUAUAAAUUCGUCAUAUCCGCCGAUAUAGCGAAAAUGUAUCGCCAGGUUUUGGUCAACCCAAUACAGCGACCACUACAGCGGAUACUAUGGCGCGAUAACCCUUCAAAGGAGCUAUGUACAUACGAGCUCAACACCGUCACCUACGGUCAAGCUUCGGCCAGUUUUCUCGCCAUAAGAUGCUUAUUCGCAUUAGCCCAAGAUAUUCAUGAUAUCAAACCAGACAUAGCUCGUAUAAUUAAGCAAGAUUUUUACGUAGAUGACUUGCUCACAGGCGCGGAUUCUCUUCCAGAUGCGCAGCGAAUAUGUCGCGAGGUUUCCGAUGUUUUGACAGGCGGUUGUUUCGAGCUCCGAAAAUGGUACUCCAACUCAUCCGAAGUUCUACACAAUAUUGUUCAAUCUGACCUAGCUCGCGAUAAUCUCGAAUUUUCUAAAAAUGAUAAGACAAAAACAUUAGGUUUGACUUGGUCAUGUCAAAACGAUAAUUUGAUGUACAAUAUCAAUAUCAAUCAUGAGCAUCAAGAUUUCACAAAGAGAUCCAUCUUGUCCAUUGUGUCAAAAAUAUUUGAUCCUCUAGGAUUACUAAGUCCUUGCAUAAUCUUAGCCAAAAUUCUAUUGCAAGAAUUGUGGUCAACUAAGACGUCUUGGGACGAUCCUAUUCCAGAAUCUAUAAAAUGCACUUGGCUCGCCUUUCAGCACGAAUUGCCUAUACUGAAUAACCUGUCUAUAUCGCGGCACGCUAUAAUACAAAAUUGUAUAAGGGUCGAACUACACGGGUUUUGCGAUUCAUCAGAGAGAGCCUACGGCGCGUGCGUCUAUUUACGUAGUUUGGACAAAGAUGGCAAUAUACGUGUCUCAUUACUUUGUGCUAAAUCCAAAGUGGCACCAAUAAAAACUGUCAGCAUACCAAGAUUAGAGCUUUGCGGCGCAGUACUAUUAUCACGCCUUACACAUAAGGUUGUAAGUUCAAUGAAUUUAAUGAGCGAUUUACCCAACGCCAGAGUAAUGCCUUCUAGCAUCAACAAUAUCAAAAGAUUCUCAUCUGAACAAUAUAUUGAUUGGCAAUUCAUACCGCCCUAUUCGCCACAUUUUGGUGGACUCUGGGAAGCCGGAGUCAAAAGUUCCAAGCACCGCAUUAAAAGAGUAAUAUCCAAAACACCUCUUUCGUUCGAGGAAUUAUCCACUUUGUUGUGUCAAGUGGAGGCAAUUUUAAAUUCCCGUCCACUAUCUCCCCUUAGUUCAGAUCCAAAUGACCUAACUUCUUUGACUCCUGCUCACUUCAUAAUUGGCAGGCCACUAAUUGCUGCCCCAGACGAGGAUGUCACUGAUGUCAAAAUCAAUAGGCUAGAUCGUUUCCAACUAGUCCAACAAAUGACACAGCAUUUCUGGCGACGUUGGAAGACAGAGUACAUCUCCGAGCUGCAACUUCGCCAAAGAUGGAAAAAACCCAAGGCGCACUACAGGAAAACGCUUUGGUUCUAUUAA
This is a messenger RNA of Coccinella septempunctata (seven-spotted ladybird), 3792 nucleotides long. RefSeq lists its product as uncharacterized. NCBI's taxonomy places the organism in Eukaryota, Metazoa, Arthropoda, Insecta, Coleoptera, Coccinellidae. Gene Ontology annotation, molecular function: nucleic acid binding. The transcript has a single exon. The record is from RefSeq and is a predicted model, not a curated record. The coding region runs from base 1 to 3792 and encodes 1263 amino acids.